This is a messenger RNA of Orbilia oligospora ATCC 24927, 903 nucleotides long. RefSeq lists its product as uncharacterized. Bases 1 to 903 code for a protein of 300 amino acids. The transcript has 2 exons. NCBI's taxonomy places the organism in Eukaryota, Fungi, Ascomycota, Orbiliomycetes, Orbiliales, Orbiliaceae. The record is from RefSeq and is a predicted model, not a curated record.
AUGAUCCGCCUCCUCCACCCUGCGUUGUUCACUCCCUCCUUCACGUUAUUCCUUCUCGCAGGGAUAUUGACCAGUACAACUUCGGUAUUCUCACAACCGACUGGGAAUGAAUUUAUAUUCCCACCAGCGUAUGACCCGACCAACGAUUUUUAUGAAGAUAACCCGGUAUACACCGCCGGAGAGCGGAUUACUAUAAAAUGGAGGACAAACUACGAUGCUUUCAAGUUGUUCUCCAUGCAAGGAAGUGAAGUUGUCAGUUAUAGCGAGGAUUUAAAACUUGAAAGCAACGCCACCUCCUCACCCCACGCAACUUCCUACUCCUGGGAAGUAUGGACCAACAUCGAAGAUCCGCCGUAUUUACCUUUAUACCUAGUGAUUUAUAACUCAGAGGAUGAAUCGCAGAGUUUUAGGAGUAGAAGUUUUAAUAUUACGAAUGGGAAGGCGCCGGAUGGGAUUGCAUAUACAGCUACGGAAAGAGAUCCUAGCGUUAGGACUUUUAGUAUUAGUACCACAACUGUCCCUCCCACGAGAAGUACCGGAACUAUAAUAAAGGAAAAUACGGAUGCCCCUACUACGACUCCUACUUUGGCUUCUGAGGUAGAGGGAGGAAGUGGUAAUAAUAAUAACGAAGAAGGAAACGGGGGUGAUGAUGGUGAUCAUGCGUUGAAGUUGGGGUUGGGGAUUGGAUUGGGGAUCGGACUUGGGAUUCCGUUUUUGGCGGUGGUGGUGCUUUUUUCGUGUGGGGUUAUGAUUUGUAGAGCUGUGGCGUUGGAUUAUAAUCCUAGGACUGAGGGGGAGGAGGGGGAGGAAGGUGUAUCGGUGGUUGAAGAGGGGAGGCGGAGUAGGGGUAGUACUGCGGGUUCGAAUAUUAUUGGGGGGAACCAGGAUAUGGAGAAGGUGUGA